AUGAUAAUUGAAGAAGCACAAGCUAUCAAUUCUUUUUUCAGAUCGGAAUCCUCAAAAGAGGCCUAUGGGCUCAUAUGGUUACUUGUACCUAUUGUUACUCUUGUAUUGGGAAUCACAAUAGGGGUAUUAGUAAUUGUGUGGCUAGAAAGAAAAAUAUCUGCAGGGAUACAACGACGAAUUGGUCCUGAGUAUGCCGGCCCCCUGGGCAUUCUUCAAGCUCUAGCGGAUGGGGUCAAACUACUUUUCAAAGAAGAUCUUCUUCCAUCUAGAGGAGAUAUUCGUUUAUUUAGUGUCGGCCCAUCCGUAGCGGUCGUAUCAAUUCUACUGAGUUAUUCAGUAAUUCCCUUUGGCCAUCACCUUGUACUAACCGAUCUCAGUAUAGGUGUUUCUCUAUGGAUCGCUAUUUCAAGUAUUGCCCCUAUCGGACUUCUUAUGUCCGGAUAUGGAUCAAAUAAUAAAUAUUCCUUUUCAGGUGGUUUACGAGCUGCUGCUCAAUCUAUAAGUUAUGAAAUACCGUUAACUCCAUGUGUGUUAUCAAUAUCUCUACUAUCUAACAGUUCAAGUACGGUUGAUAUAGUUGAGGCGCAGUCAAAAUAUGGUUUUUGGGGGUGGAAUCUUUGGCGUCAACCUAUAGGGUUCAUAGUUUUUAUAAUUUCUUCACUAGCAGAAUGCGAGAGAUUGCCCUUUGAUUUACCGGAAGCCGAGGAGGAAUUAGUAGCAGGUUAUCAAACUGAAUAUUCAGGUAUCAAAUUUGGUUUAUUUUAUGUUGCUUCUUACCUCAAUUUACUAGUUUCUUCAUUAUUCGUAACAGUUCUGUACUUGGGAGGGUGGAAUCUUCCUAUUCCAUAUAUACCAAUUACUGAACUUUUCGAAAUAAAUAAAACUAGUGAAGUCUUUGGAACAACAAUUAGUCUCCUCAUUACAUUAGCUAAAGCUUAUUUGUUCCUGUUCAUUCCUAUCUCAACAAGAUGGACUUUACCUAGGCUGAGAAUGGAUCAACUAUUAAAUCUUGGGUGGAAAUCUCUUUUACCUAUUGCUCUCGGUAAUCUAUUAUUGACAACUUCUUCCCAACUUGUUUCGCUAUAA
Nymphaea colorata (pocket water lily) is the source of this 1086-nucleotide messenger RNA. The record is from the annotation of a RefSeq genome assembly. Lineage: Eukaryota; Viridiplantae; Streptophyta; Magnoliopsida; Nymphaeales; Nymphaeaceae.